This is a messenger RNA of Gilbertella persicaria, 3027 nucleotides long. RefSeq lists its product as uncharacterized. The transcript is spliced from 2 exons. The record is from RefSeq and is a predicted model, not a curated record. Lineage: Eukaryota; Fungi; Mucoromycota; Mucoromycetes; Mucorales; Choanephoraceae. Bases 315 to 2879 code for a protein of 854 amino acids.
AUGUUGGUGAUGAAGGUGCUACUGCUGCUUGGAAAGAGUACAGUGAACGUCAUACAAACAAUGAAGUAUCUGAUGAACUCUCUACUCAUUCAAAAAUUGACUCAGAAGAAGACAUUAAAAAUCCUAUUGAUAAUGUUCAUAUCACAGGAAAUGACUUGAGUAACCCUAAGAGCAAGUAUGUCAACCGUGACCCUACAAGCGCAAAUACCUCUACCACAAUUGGUGGUCUUGGUGACUCCUCUGGUAUUGACUCAAAAGCCAUUACCAACAAUGACGUUACUGUACCUGCAAGUACUUCUUAUGCCGAUGAUAAAAUGACAGGCAAUACUGACAAUGGUUUUACUGCUACUACUGCUGGAGCUGGUGUAGCAGCUGGCACAGGUCUUGGUGCUGGUAUUGGUGCUCUUACAGCCAACAAAAAAAGCGCUGACACUCAUACUUCUGAAAUGAACAACAACGAUUUCUCAAAUGAUCGUGAAGUUCUUAGCUCUCAAUCUCCUAAUGACAAGUCCUUUGACUCUACUGAGAUGCAAGGCAGUGGUUUGUUUUCAAGCGAAACUUUUGGCGAUACAACUGCAGGUCUCAUUCCUGGUACUACUGACAGUAUCGUAGCUACUGAUGAUAUUACAAACGACUCAACUCGUAUGAAUCUUGGAACUACUAAUAGUAUCUCAAAUGAUGACGGUUAUACUACGGGGGAUGCUCUCAAAGCAAGUGAUGAUCUUGCUCAAAAUUCUGUUAUGGGUAGCACUCCUGGGGCCACAGAUGGUUUUACUCAUGACAAAAUGGAUGGCAUGAAUGAUGGCUUGUCUCCUAAAUCAACAAAUGCAAGUAAGAAUAUUGAUUCCAAUACUAGUGGUAUUGCCGCUGGUGGCCUUGCUGCUGGAGGUCUUGCAGCCGGCGGUUUUGCAGCCAGCAGACUUGCAUCUGGUAAUCGCGAUACGACUAGAUAUUCACCUGAAGUAAGCGAAAAUACUGUUGGUACUCCUAAUGACACUAUGGGGUCUCCAAGCGGAUUCAAGCCUCAUGCUGGAGACAAUGCUGUCAGUACACCUAAUGAUAUGGACAGCAGUGUACUUGGUACUCGUAGCACAGGUGACAAUAUUGAUCCUAUCCUUACUUCCAACAAUCUUGAUGUAGCUCCUAUUUCCAACAACAACAAUCUUACUGACAAUGCUGCCCCCCGCACCAAUAAUGACAUGGUUACUCCUAACGAAAACUUAACUGCUGCUUCUCAUGCAAGUGCCACUUCUACAGAUCCAAAGAGAAGAAGUAGUCCGGAACAUAGCCAAAAAGAUUUAUCUACGGGGCUUGAUGGUGCUGGUGCUGGUGCCGCCACAGGUUUUGGCAAUGCUUAUCAUCGCCAACAACAAUCCGACCGUCGUACACCCGAUAUUCAAAUCAACCAAGACCUUGAUCCCAAAACUAUCAAGCAGACAAACUAUUCUCUUGAACGUGAGCACGCUAACAACUUGGAUGAUGUCUAUCGUACCAAUGCUCGUAACAUGGAUCAAAAUGUGGUUAAUGCUCAACACCCAGAAGUAACAACUGAUUCUAACAAUAUCAACAAUGUGUAUCGUACAAGUGCUCAAGGUGAACAACAGAACAUGCCGACACCCGACAAUGAAGCUAUCACCACGGCCACAAACCCUAACGAUAUCAACCAAGUCUAUCAAACUACGGCUCAAAAUGUGAAUUCAAAUGAAUCUAUCAAUCGACAAUCGAACAAUAUUGAAAAUGUCUAUCGCACCACACCUACCAGUGCUACACCUCAAGGAAACCGCACACCUGCUGGAUCAAACACACCUAUGAACCUUAGUCGUGACCAAAUGAACCAUCACUUGGACGGUACAAGCCAUGAACCUCAUGCCCAGGAACAUAGAAAAGGCAGUGGUUCUCCUGUAGAUAAGCGUCGUAUCAGCAGAAAGGAGAAGGGCGUUCUUGGCUCUGCAGUUGCUUCUACGGUUGGUGGUAUCUUUGGUUUUGGCAAGUCUCGCAGAAAGAGUGCUCCUGAUCAUACAACAACGGAUCGUGCUGCAACAAGUGGUCCUGUCCUUAAUAAAUCGGGUGAACAUCCUGCAGGUUUUCGAAACAUGGAUAAGACUGAUUCUUCUCGCCUUGGUACCAACACGUUGGCUAAUAAUGGCAACCUGUUGAACAAACCUAACCAAGAGGGUCGCGCACCUACUGAAGCCACAGCAAAUUCCACAGAGAGUUUGAGCAGUAUGCGUGCCAUCGCAGGUGAUAAUGGUCCUCCCCGUUCAGCAGAGGUCAAGGACAGUACGCAGGGUGGUAAUUUCCACAACGUCACUGACUCUACGGAUGCUUCUUACCGUGACCAUCAUUAUCACAAAAAAGGCGAUGUACACAAGCGCAACAGCCUUACGCAAGGAAUCAGGGAUAAGGCAGCUCAUGUAUUUAGACGUAAGAGUCAUUCUUAUGAUGAACCCGCCAAAGAACGUCGAUUGUCAGAUGCUGAAGCUUUCAAGAAACAAACCUUACAACACGAUACUUCUUUAGGCGCAACGCAUGCUAGUCCUACUUCGAUGGGUGCUGGCCCUACUUCGAUGGGUGCUGGUCCUACCUCUACGGGUGCUGGUCCUACUUCUACGGGUGCUGAUCCUACCUCUACGGGUGCUGGUAAUUUGGAUAACCAUCAACAAUUUGCUCGCAUGCCUAACAUGAAGAAAUUGAAACCUACUGGUGCUGGCGAUAUGGAUGGUUCUGCUCAAGAUAAUUCUAUCAAAAACACAGAUGAACAGCCAGGUUUUUCUUCGUCUUCUCCUCCUGCUCAGCAAGCGAAUUCUCCUACAAAAGGAAGUUAUCGUAGUGGACAAAUGGAACGUAGAAGGGGGUCCAUUCAAGAAAACAAUUGGUAAGAUCUUCCAUAGCGAAGUCAUGCAAGAUAAAGGUACUUUAGCUGAAAUAUCUGGUCAAGCCAAAAUCAAUGCUUACAAUGCUAUUCAUCCUUCUACCUAAUAAUAAUAAUAAAAAAAGAAUCUUUUCAAUGCCAACUUUUAAACUCAG